GUAUAUAUCUAUAUCGACGAUAUUAUUAUCGCUAGUAAGAAUAUAGAAGAAUACCUUAAGUAUAUUAAGAUAGUCCUCGAUAUCCUCAACAAGGUAUACGUUUAUAUUUUAGUAGAAAAAUCCUUUAUAGCCUACCUGUUAGUAAAACUCUUUAGCUAUAUAGUCAAUGGCGAAAGAGUAGCUAAGAUGGACGAUAGGAUCGCUAUAUUUAAGAAACUUAAGUUCCCUAAUAUCCUUAAGACCUUGGAAUAG
Thermothielavioides terrestris NRRL 8126 is the source of this 252-nucleotide messenger RNA. RefSeq lists its product as uncharacterized. NCBI's taxonomy places the organism in Eukaryota, Fungi, Ascomycota, Sordariomycetes, Sordariales, Chaetomiaceae. The annotation marks the transcript as partial. The record is from RefSeq and is a predicted model, not a curated record. The transcript has a single exon.